This is a messenger RNA of Parasteatoda tepidariorum (common house spider), 3521 nucleotides long. Its product is annotated as DNA repair protein complementing XP-C cells homolog. Gene Ontology annotation, cellular component: XPC complex; cytoplasm; nucleotide-excision repair factor 2 complex. Gene Ontology annotation, biological process: nucleotide-excision repair; mismatch repair. Gene Ontology annotation, molecular function: damaged DNA binding; single-stranded DNA binding. Lineage: Eukaryota; Metazoa; Arthropoda; Arachnida; Araneae; Theridiidae. The record is from RefSeq and is a predicted model, not a curated record.
UUCGUUUACAUAAUUCCGCGAUAUAAUUUAAAUUUGACUUAUUUAUGAUUAACCAAUCAUUUAUGAAUCAUCAACUUAUUUAUAAUGCCAAUCUGUUUAAAUCAUUUUUCUUUUUAAAAUGUUAAAAUAAGUUUUUUCAACCUUAUGAUUGGCGCCAAAGUUAAUUAUUUUAUGUGAUGUGAUAAUAAAGCAGGAAGAACCUUCACAACUAUGGAGAACAGUAAUGAAUUUGAAGAAACACCUUUAAGAAGAUCAAGACGCAAGCCUAAGGAAAAGAAUACAGUUCAAAAGCUGGAUGUGGAUAUUACUUCUAUCAAAGGCAUUACUGUUGUUGAAAAUACACUUGUAAGAAGAUCAGGGCGUAAACCCACGAAUAAAAAGAAUGAUGACCAAAAUUCAAAAACUGAUCAAGCUAUUUCGAAUUUAAAUCAAGAUCAAAUGUUAAAAACCUCAAAGAGUGUGAACAAAAAAUUUAAAGUCAAAAAUGAAAUUUCCUCUCCAAAAUUUGAACCAACUUCUGUUGAUAUUUCGGGGUUUGGUUUGAAAGAUUUAAGUCCUUCUUUGCCUGAGAUGGCAAAAAUAAAAACAGAAUUAGUAAAAUCAUUUGAUAUGCAGCCAUUAAUAGAUUACAAUUACACUAUUGAUGCUCAAGAAAAAAUAUCUUCUGAAAAACCAAAAGUGCAAAGGAAUAGAAAACGAAAAGCAAGAGACCUUGUAGAGGAUAGCGUAUCGCCUGAAAAAAACGAAAAAACUGCGUCUAAAAAGAAAUUAACCUCAAAAAACAUAUCAACUAAAGUUCAAGGGGAAAAGGAGCCUGAAAUUUCAUUUGAACCAAUCAUGAAAGAAAAACUGUUAAUAGAAAAUAAUAAUUCUGCUUUUAUUGGCUCAUCAACCAGCGAAAAAACGGUUUUGCAAGUUCUUGCUCAGCAUGAGUUAGGUGCAGGCAGUGAAUCACCUCCUAAAACACUGAUCAAAGAGAGCUGUGAUUCGAGUAGUGAGUCAGAUUGGGAAGAAGUUGAAGAAAGAACAGAGGUGAGCCUUGAUGAUUACAAUCCAGUCAUUCCCAAAGAUGGCGUAGAAAUUACUAUAGAUUGUCCAGAACUCAAUGUACGCAAACGAAAGAAAAAACAGUUCGAUCACAUGGAAUACAUUAGACUUUAUAUUAAUCGUGAACGAAAAGAUCAUCAAUUAAAUGUACAUAAAACUCAUAUAUUAUGUCUAUUAGCUCAUGGGUUAUUUGUAAAUAAUAUUCUAAACCUGCCCUAUUUAAGAGCUUUAGCACUUUCCUAUCUGCCCUCAGAUUUGUUAGCAGUGACAGCUGGUCGAAAGAUAGACAAAGCGGAUUCUGGUGUUAUACGUAAUGUGGUUUCUUGGUUUUGCGAAAAUUUCAGUUUUGAAAAUAAGCAGUUGCCUUUCAUUGAUUUCCAAGAACGUAUGCCUAACUACUUUCAGGAGCGAAAAUCCUCAAGUCCAUCUGAGUACAAUUUACUGUUCGUAGUAUUUGCUAGAGUUUUAGGUUUUAAAAGUAGACUUUGUGUUUCUCUUAAUCCUGUUAGUCACAAAGCAAAAAAUUUAUUGAAAAAACCGUGCUCGAAGGAAAAGGUUGAGCGUGGCCCAAAGGAAGAGCUCAAAAAAUCAAUAGUUGCGACAAAAGACAAAAAAGUUAAAUCUGAUAUUUCACUUAAAGAAAAGAAACUUCAACUCCGGCGAUCUAAGAAAGCUAAAAGCUGCAAAUUAAGCAGCGGUGAAGAUGAAGAUUUUGUUGAGACGAACUCUAAAAAAAUCAAACAAGUAAAAAAGAUGUCUAAAAAUAUUUCAGGAAAACGAUCCAAUCGCAAUGUCUUAUCUAGUGAUUCGGAGCCUGAUACGCCAGAAAACCAAAGUUUUGAGGAAGAUAAGAUCAUCUGCUGGUGUGAAGUUUUUUCUAAACCAGAUAAACAAUGGAUUUCUAUUGAAUGUACUAAUGCUAUUGUUGAUAAACCUUAUGAUAUUGAAAAAUUACUUCCAAAACCUGUGGCAUAUAUUUUAGGUUAUGAUAAUGAUUGUUACGUAAAAGAUUUAACCAAACGUUAUUGCAGUGAAUAUAUGACUUCAACUUUAAAAUUAAGAGUUGACUCAGAUUGGUGGGAAGAAACACUUGAAUACUUUGCUCCUCCAAACUCAAAAUUAAAUAAAGACGAAGAAAAGAAAUUGGAGGAAAUUUUAGUCAACAAACCAUUACCUAAAACAGUUGGAGAGUUUAAAAAUCAUCCACUCUAUGCUCUGAAAAGGCAUCUUUUGAAAUUUGAGGCAAUCUAUCCACCUGAUGCAGCGCCUGUCGGUUUCCUACGAGAGGAGCCUGUCUAUGCGAGAGAUAAUGUGUGCAAACUUCAUUCACGUGAGACGUGGGUGAAAGAGGCUAGAGUAGUCCGUGCUGGUGAGGAACCAUACAAGAUUGUAAAAGCACGCCCAAAGUGGGAUCGAAUUGCUGGUGUAAUGAGGACAGAUUUACCUCUUGAAGUGUUUGGUUUUUGGCAGACAGACCCGUAUGAACCACCCACUGCAGAGGGUGGGAAAGUGCCCAGAAAUGAAUAUGGAAAUGUUGAGCUGUUCAAACCUUGCAUGCUACCGCACGGAACUGUACAUCUACAAAUUCCAUGUUUGAAUCGCAUUGCAAAAAAGUUGGGUAUUGACUGCAGCGCAGCUGUUGUUGGUUUUGAUGGCCAUAAAGGAAGCAUUCAUCCAGUAUUUGAUGGCUUUGUUGUCUGUGAAGAAUUUGAAGAUACCCUUAUAGCUGCAUGGGAGGAAGAGCAAGUGAAUGCAAAAAAGCGUGAGGAAGAAAAAAGAGAAAAGCGAAUUUAUGGCAAUUGGAAGAAAUUAAUAAAAGGUUUACUCAUCAGAGAAAGAAUUAAAUUGAAGUACAACGUGAAAUGAAAUUGCAUUUUCAAGCAUUUUAACUACCUCUUUCAUUAACAUCGAAAUAUUUUUUUUCUGUUUCUUCAUUUUAUUCAUUCAACUAUUUCUUUGUAUUCUACAAAAUUUCCAACAUCUGUGAUAUUGGGUGAAAAAAAAACUUUCAUUUGUGUUCUUUUGUACAUAUCAUUAUUCAACAUUUUAAAAAUGUUUCAUAUGAAUAGGGAUUUAAAAAAUUAAGUAUAAAUAUCACUUAAGAAAAUUUUCCUUGCAAAUUCUCUUUUAUUACUAAUUUAAAAGUGUAAAAAAAGUGAGUGCAGACAAACCUAGAAUAAGCCACGACAUACUGAAAAGUAAAAUUUACAAAUGAAAAUAAAUUAUGAGUUGAUAACUUAAGAUUAUGAGAGGGAGAAGUUCUCUUCUAAUAAUUUGUUUGCAUUUUAAUAUUUUGAAGUAAUAUUUUCAGACUUCAUGACUUAACUCUAGGUUUGCCUGAACUUACCUUUUCUUCUGGUAUGGUGUCCUCUUAAAAUGCUAAAAUAAUAAAUUUCUUUCCACGAUUACUGAGGUGAUAUGCAAUAAAUGUAGACAUAUAUAAACUGUAAAGAAAGUAAAAUAUUUGAUACUUA